This is a messenger RNA of Anoplopoma fimbria (sablefish), 1293 nucleotides long. It is a transcript of the gene ppm1nb, whose product is annotated as protein phosphatase, Mg2+/Mn2+ dependent, 1Nb (putative). Bases 1 to 1293 code for a protein of 430 amino acids. Gene Ontology annotation, biological process: protein dephosphorylation. The transcript is spliced from 6 exons. The record is from RefSeq and is a predicted model, not a curated record. Gene Ontology annotation, molecular function: manganese ion binding; protein serine/threonine phosphatase activity; magnesium ion binding. NCBI's taxonomy places the organism in Eukaryota, Metazoa, Chordata, Actinopteri, Perciformes, Anoplopomatidae.
AUGAGGACGGCCAGGAAAGGAAGCGUCGAGAUGCCUGCGUUUAUGCGGCAGCUGGUGAAAGAGACCGAGAAGAGGGUCAGCUCUUUCUUCAAAGGAGGCCGUGGAGGAGCAGCUGAGGGGGAGCAGCCAGGGGAUGGUGAGAAGGAGGAGGUCAUCCCCAGCCCAUACCUGGACCGGCCGGUCCUGGACAAGCUAACCGAGGAGGGCUGCGCCCGCUGGGGCCUUACCUAUGCCCUGGGAAGCAUGCAGGGCUGGAGGGCCAACAUGGAGGACUUCCACAACUGUGUGCCACAGCUGGGUGGAGAACUGGCCGACUGGAGCUUCUUCGCUGUGUUCGAUGGUCAUGCAGGCAGCUCGGUGGCACAGUACUGCUCCCAGCACCUUCUGGGUCAGAUCCUAGCCACAGGUGGAAUGGGACCAGAGGAUGACCCUGAAAGGGUGAAAGGAGCCAUCAUCGAGGGUUUCCUGCAAACAGACAAGCACCUGCACUCUGCGGCCCGUCGAGAAGGCUGGGAGAGGGGCGGUACCACUGUGGUGGCCGCCCUCAUCUCACCGUAUUACAUCUACUUCACCAACUGCGGUGACUCGAGGGCCAUGUUGUGCCGGUCUGGCCAGGUUUGCUUCUCCACUGAAGACCACAAACCUUACAGUCCUCUGGAGAAAGAGCGCAUUGAAAGUGCAGGCGGCUCUGUGUCCAUCCAACGGAUCAACGGCUCCCUGGCGGUGUCCCGUGGUCUUGGGGACUUCAGCUACAAGGGAGCAGAGAACCGGACGCCCAUCCAGCAGAUGGUAUCACCAGAGCCGGAGGUGUUUGUGGUGGAGCGCUCACCAGCAGAUGAGUUCCUGGUGCUCGCCUGUGACGGGGUGUGGGACACCAUCAGCAACGAGGAGCUGUGCGCCUUCAUUCACAACCGCCUGAGUGUCUGCACUGACCUGAGGGAUGUCUGCACCCAAGUCAUUGACCUCUGUCUCUAUAAGGGCAGUUUGGACAACAUCAGCAUCAUCCUGCUGUGCUUCCCUGGAGCCCCGCAGCUGUCAGCAGAGGCAUUACACCAGGAGGCCGAACUGGAGGACCUGCUGGAGUCCAAAGUAGCAGAGAUUUAUGAUGAGCUGUGCACCAGAGGGGAGGAACCCGACCUGCUGUCUGUCCUCACCAUCCUCUCAUCCACUGACAUCCCUGGAUUACCACCAGGUGGAGGCAUACAGAGCAAAAGGAACUGCAUUAUUUCUGCUUACUAUCAACAAAGAGAGACCCACAAUCCCACGCUACCAAAUGGCCUGGGAGGCUCUUGA